Thermothelomyces thermophilus ATCC 42464 is the source of this 1766-nucleotide messenger RNA. RefSeq lists its product as uncharacterized. NCBI's taxonomy places the organism in Eukaryota, Fungi, Ascomycota, Sordariomycetes, Sordariales, Chaetomiaceae. Gene Ontology annotation, cellular component: spliceosomal complex; nucleus. The transcript is spliced from 2 exons. The record is from RefSeq and is a predicted model, not a curated record. The coding region runs from base 113 to 1609 and encodes 498 amino acids. Gene Ontology annotation, molecular function: zinc ion binding; RNA binding. Gene Ontology annotation, biological process: mRNA splicing, via spliceosome.
GACAAUUCGAGCGCCAAGUGAAGAACUCGGUACUUCAACGCCACCACUUGCGCAUCUUCGUGGAAAAGCCACAGGUUCCCAGGGUUUCGAAAUCUGGUGGUAUCAGUUCAAGAUGUUUCUGCUGGAAGAUCAGCGGUUCAUCCACGAGGACCUCGAACGUCUCGAACAGGGCAUCGCCGAUCGCAUGCGCGAUGAGCCCAAGCACAUUCGCGAUCGAUUAAAUCGAGACCACGAAGUCGCGCAGCUUCUUGACCAAAUACAAAAACAAUCGGCCGAACUAUUACCCCUGUACGAAGACAAGUCAGCGCUUAGGUCCAAGGAGAUUCUUCAGAUCAGCACCGGCGACCCAUUCGAAGAGUUCUACCGACAGGUGUCUAAAAUCAAAGAACAUCAUGCGAGGUAUCCUAACGAACAAGCCGAGAACCCAGAGCAAUGGUAUCGACCGAGGAAGGGUGGGGACGACCAGCCAUACAUCGUCGAGAGCAUGUUUUCGGGCGAGGAGGCGUACGGGCGAUUCUUCGACUUGCACAACUGCCACGACUCUUACCUGAAUCUGCCGAAUGUGAAGCGACUGAGCUACCUGCAAUACCUUGAGGUCUUUGACAACUUUCAGCCAGGCCAGGGCGGAGUCAAACGGGCGGACAAGUUGACGGACCCGUACUUCAAAUACCUCGGCGAACUGAUGGGAUAUCUGGAGUCCUUUAUGCGGCGGACGCGUCCCUUAGAGAACAUUGAUCAGGUGCUCGAAGGCUGGCAGCGGGAAUUCGAGACGGCGUGGGAGAAAGGCGAGGUUCCCGGGUGUCAGACGGACAAGUCCGGGAAAGCCGCUACCGAAAGGACACUCAGCACUCCCGACGCAGUGUGGUGCGAGGCAUGCGAGAAGGAGUUCAAGAACGCGAAUGUCUAUAAGGGCCACCUCAACGGUCGAAAACACAUCAAGGCAGCGGAAGUCCUUUCCCAAGCGGAAAACGGCCGCGACGGUACGGGGAGCGGCACACAGGUAACGACAGCGCAGCGUCUUAAGGAGCGAGCGGUCGCCGAAAGGGAGUUUCGCAUCAAGAAGUUUACCGGGGCCAUGAAGAUCGAAAAAGACGACACGCGAGUGAACGUGGAACGCAGGUUGGGGAUGACGGAGCGAGAACGGGCGCAGGAGCUGGAGAACCUUUACAACAUGACUAGCGGGGCGCAAAACAAGGAUGAAGAGGAAGAUAAAGACGGUGGCGAGGACAAGCUCUACAACCCCCUCAAGCUACCGCUGGCCUGGGACGGCAAGCCGAUCCCAUUCUGGCUGUACAGGCUCCAUGGUUUGGGCCAGGAGUUCCCUUGUGAGAUUUGUGGCAAUUUUGUCUACCGAGGCCGGCGAGCGUUCGACAAACAUUUCAACGAGACGAACCACAUCACCAACCUCAAACGACUUGGAAUCACCGAUACAUAUUUGUUCCGGGACAUCACAUCGAUAGAAGAGGCCGUGAGGCUCUGGGAGAAGAUACAGCGAGACAAGGCCAAGAAUCAGAUAGAUGACGGAGCCGUGGUUCAGAUGGAGGACGCCGAGGGUAAUGUGAUGCCCGAAAAGGUGUAUCUCGAUCUGCAGAAGCAGGGGUUGUUGUAAGCGUUGAGACUUGGGACGAGGGGAACUGGCGCUGUAUUUGCGACUAUGAGCGUUGUACUGUACAGUAUUACAAGUAGCUUGUUUUGCCGAUACCCAGCGACGUUGUUAUCAGGAUUGCAGUGCGUGCGUUAAGUUCAGCAGUGGAAAGGGACUCUCA